ACGCACAAAGAGGGACUUGCUCGAGGGUUUAGCUAGCUUGGAAGCCCUCCGCAAACUCCCAUGGCGUGCCUCCUCGUGCUCGUCAUCGCUGCCACAGUACUAACGGGUCCACCGGGAAAACUGACGCACGCCGCUCGGACGUCGCCGGCGGAGGCCUUCUGGCAUGCGGCCCUCCCCGGCGCUCCCAUGCCCGAGGCCAUCCGCGAGCUCUUGCGCCCAGCUGGUGCUGCCGGGACCAACGCUCCAGACGCCGCUAGGUCCAGGCACCACGACGCCGAUCCGCCGCCGAUGAACUUCAAGUACGAAGACUACAGGUCCUCGCGUCGGAACGAAGCCACCGCCACCUCCGCCGAGGCCCUGGACCGCGCUGGCGGCGCCGGGAACGCGGCCGCGUCGCCGGCGGUGUUCUUCCUCGAGGAGGCAGUGCGCGUCGGGGGUGUCCUGCCCUUCCGUGGUAUGGUCCCGCGGGGCACCGCCAGCGUGGCAGUGGCCUCGCCUCCGAUGCGGCUGUACAAGGUCCGCGCCGUGCGGGCCAUCGACGGGCGCAGGUUCAUGGUGUGCCGCCGCGACCGCGAGGACGGCCCCGACGGCGACGCCGUGUACGGGUGCCGCGCGACGGGCCCCGCGAGGGCGUACGCUGUGGGCGUGGUCGGCGAGCGCGGGGAGACGGUGGCCGCGACCGUCGUGUGCCGCACCGACACGUCCCGGUGGAACCGGGUGCGUGCCGCGUUCAGGCUGCUCGACGUGAAGCCCGGAGGCGCGGCGGUCUGCCACGCGGCGCUCGGCGCGCAGGUAAUCCCAGUCAAGAACGACAGUGGCUCCUCCUUGGUGUGAAGGAAGGCUCCCACGUGUUCCGUUUGUCGUCGUCGUCGUGAUGCAACGUUUCUAGUAGUAGCUAUGUAUGCAUGUGGUGAAGCAAGUGCUCGUCGGUGUGUAGUGUUCGCUCUUCUGAUCCAUUGUCUGUGCUCUGUACUGUAGUGAUCAGCGUCAAAAUAAAGAAAUGCAUGUCCUUGUUUAAAAU
Messenger RNA from Zea mays, 1021 nucleotides. RefSeq lists its product as uncharacterized. Lineage: Eukaryota; Viridiplantae; Streptophyta; Magnoliopsida; Poales; Poaceae. Bases 61 to 834 code for a protein of 257 amino acids. The record is from RefSeq and is marked validated. The transcript is spliced from 3 exons.